AUGCGUUCCAAGUGCACAGCUGAAUGGGACCUUGUACAGGCAGGAAUCAGCACUUACAGGGCACCCCAAAUCUCUAUGCCCCCAGCAUUCAAGAUAUCCAAGACCCUCGGCUGGACAAUCGCUCAGAAUCUCAAUGCACAUUCGAUGGGCGUAUAUGAAAUUUCAAUGCAGAACAACGAGGCAGAUGACAAGAUCCACAUUUUUUCUCGAGGUGCAUACACCACCCGUGCGCUCGCUGGCGUAAUCAACGAAGUCGACCUGCUCCCGACAUGCAACCACCAGCAGAUGCCAUACGAGAACAAGGUGUACACGUGCACGACACCACUUGGCUAG
This is a messenger RNA of Phanerochaete carnosa HHB-10118-sp, 333 nucleotides long. RefSeq lists its product as uncharacterized. NCBI's taxonomy places the organism in Eukaryota, Fungi, Basidiomycota, Agaricomycetes, Polyporales, Phanerochaetaceae. The record is from RefSeq and is a predicted model, not a curated record. The coding region runs from base 1 to 333 and encodes 110 amino acids. The transcript has 3 exons.